UGCACUCCGUCCGACAACUUGCCGCAACAUUCUUAGCGUAAAAGUUACCGUGGAUGGUUUACUCUAUGUAAUUUGCGGGUUUAAGUUGAAUUUUCUACAAUUUUCCUUCGAACAUCAUUGUGCCAACGACUUUUAACUUAACUCGAACUACGACUGUGCUUGAUUUUAAGUAGCGAUGUGUUUCGCGGAUGUUACCGCUAAAGGUAGUGAUGGGAAAACUUUGCGAAAUGGAAUUAUGAAACGUGCUAAUGUGAAUAAUUGAAGAAAAUGAAUAGAAACUACAGUAGAAGAACCGCGGAACUCCACGAUGAACACUGUUGCGCGGCCAAUGUCAGCGGUAACUUUCGACGCAGCUCAUCACUGCGGCUGCGCGGCGAAAAGAUGGUACAGCGUUCACCACUUUGCACAAGGAAGUUGAUUCCAAUAAUCACGGAAAACACGCCACAAAAACAACGCAGCGAUGGUUCUCGACUCCAAGAGCCGGGUCAUCGCCAGCGGAGUCAUUCAUUUAAUUCAAAUGCUCAGCAAAAGCCCAAAAAGUCCUGUUUAAAAACACAAGAUGCUUGUAUAGAUCGAAACUUGAGCAUGACUGAUUCUGCCCACACACCACCAGGGUCACCUGAAGACUUACCUGAUGAUGAAUCUCUGCAUAGCUAUGGGAGUGCAGCUACAGCUGCCUCUGUUGAUGCUGGGUAUGCUCCGUUCAAUGGGACCACAUUCAGUGGCAGAUCAAUGCGCUAUGUUUUGCAUUGCUCAUCUCAUGCAGGUUUGGCAGGUGAUGAAUAUCUGACUCCUACACAGAGAGCUCAAAAGCAAAUCCGUCGGCUUAAAAGUAUGCUUAGUCAAGCAAAGAGAGACCUGGAAAAAAAAGAUAGUGAAAUAUUCCAACUAACAAAAGAAGUAGUUGAACUACGUCUUUAUAAAACAUCUAUAUGCUCACCUGACGAAAAAUCAACCUCUAGUGAAAUAGUUACUAUAAGGGAGAAUGCUGAAGAUGCAUUACAUAAUCAAUCAACUUCUAAAUGUGAAAAAUCUUGUAGAAAUUUUGAUGUUAUUGACAGCCCAUUGUUUAAAGAUGAAACACCAACAAGAUGUCGCAAUGAAAUGCAAGGUUCGUUCACUGAUUCUGGACAUUUUGAUGAUCUCACAAACUCAUCUUUACACUCUAAAGAAUCUGUUCAUAUGCUUACACAUGAAGUCUCUUGCAUGACUGAUAUAAACAAUGCAGUGGAGGAAAGACAUAGUUUGAUUGCAUUUUAUGAGAAAAAAAUUGAGGAUGUUGUUCGCUCUCAUGUUGGAGAAACACAAGAACUUAAAAAAGCUCAUAAUGACAAAGUAGAAGCCUUACUCCAGAAAUUGGCUGAUGUUAACACACGGUAUUGUGAAUUGCUACCUAAUUAUGAACAAGCAAAGGAAAGAAUUCAUUCCUUAGAAAAACAACUGGAAGAAGCAAGUAAGCAGUUAGAGGACGAAGAUGGUAGAAACCGUUCAAUGUACUUGCAGAUGUACAACAAAGGUGUAGAAGCUGCUAAGUUUGAAAUGGGGAAGGAGAUUGAAGCUGGAAUGUCACAAGGGCAAAUGAGCCGAGUUUCGGUGGAAGAGCUACUGGAGCAAUUACAGAUUACGCAGACUGAGCUCGAGAAAAUCCGAGACACGGCAUUCACUGAGGACCGAACGGCAAAAUCACAAGUACUGCUAAGUGCAAAGGAGGCUGUUUCUUUAUGGGUCCUAGGAGCUCGAAAGGCAAUGUACCGUCGCAUUGUCGAGGCGCAGAAAGGUAACAAAAACAACAUCGAUCCCGAAGUGACUCUCCAGUUUCUGAAAUCUGCCAUCUACUACUUCUUGACAGAUCCUGAAAACCAUCAAGGACAUCUAAACGCUAUAGAAAAUAUACUGGGAUUUACUGAAGCCGAAAAGAAAAAUAUUCGCAAGGCAAGGACUUAGACUGCUGUGAAAGUACUUAAAUUAAAUGUCUUUUACAAGAUAUUUUUUGUUAAUUUCUACUUAAGUUCUUGUAUUAGUUAGUAGUAAGAAACAAUGCAGCUAGACGUCCGAGUGAUAUAGAUAAUAUGCACUUAAUAAUAAGUCACCUUUAAAGCAUAAUGAUUUUACACAUAAUAAUAGUUUUAGUAAUGGUGGUUAUUUUUGUUUUGUUGGGGGUUUUAUCGAAUUUAUUUUAUAAGAUAAAUUUCAAAUUGUGAUUUUUAUUAUUGUUAAGCGCCAAAGAAUCAAGUUCCCUUUAUUGUGCAAUUGUUGUGACUAGUUUCACAAUAAAAGCUGCGACUAUACGUUCCUUACAUGUUAGUGAUAUCUUUUAUGUUUUUUCUUUUUAUUUUUUAUAAAUCUUGUUUUAUUUUCAUUGUUAAUUUGCAUGCUGGUCAGCAAAUGACAUACUUUUUUUGUUAUUAAUUUUAUGCGUAUGUACUAUAAUCACACGGUCUACAAAAUGUAGAGCUUUAUAAUUUAAAUUUUAUUGUUUGUAAAUAACCAUUAUGAGUAAAGAUUCACGGCGGAAAAUGUUUUCUUUUAACCCGUUUAAAUUACAAAUUAAUAUUAAACAAAAUCCCGUGAAUGUGUACUUUUAGUGUUUAUUUAUUUUAGAUAUGUGUUAUAAGAGGCUAUCUUUCGGGAUAUGAAACGCUACUUAAAUAAUCUUGCCUGAGGUAAUAAUAUUACUGCUGUGAUUGAUUGUUGUAACAUUGUUUAGGCUAAUAAAGUGCAAAUUAAAUUGAUUUAUCAACUUAAGUUGGUAAUUCUUUUACCAUCUCAGUUAUUUCUUUUUUUUUUACUAGGCAUUUGAAAAACAUUGCAAUUACAAGAAUUUAACCUAUCUUAUUUUGCUAUAAAAAAGAACUCAGUACUGUUCCAUGUUUUUCAAUAACCUAGUAAGAGAUUUAAACAAAUCUUAACGAAUCAGUAUAAUUUGCAACUAGAAUUUUAAUUUAUCUCUUAAAAGCAUACUUAGUAGCUAAGUAAAUGUUUUUCUAAUAUUAUCUUUCCGUUCAUUGAUUAGUGAUAUUUAAUAAGGCUAAUUAAAUUACCUUUGCGUCCUAUAGUUAUAUGAAAGCUUAUACCUAGUAAUGUAAUAGGUAUAUUUAUUACUGUAUUUUAGUACAGAUACAACAUACGACAUGCACUAGAUGAAUAGAUAGAAGAUAAUUUCUGUGACAUGAUUUGCUUGCCGUUGUUCCAAUUAAUUAAAGGAUAAAUAAAUACAUUUCUAAUUUUAU
Bombyx mandarina (wild silkworm) is the source of this 3230-nucleotide messenger RNA. Its product is annotated as protein quick-to-court. Lineage: Eukaryota; Metazoa; Arthropoda; Insecta; Lepidoptera; Bombycidae. The record is from RefSeq and is a predicted model, not a curated record.